Molecule: messenger RNA, 436 nt
Organism: Austrofundulus limnaeus
Lineage: Eukaryota; Metazoa; Chordata; Actinopteri; Cyprinodontiformes; Rivulidae
Product: basic salivary proline-rich protein 4
Biological process (GO): regulation of DNA-templated transcription
Source: RefSeq, a predicted model, not a curated record
GUGGGUUAUCUUAUUGAGGUUUGUGUGACCAGGAAAGGUUCCUGUUUCUGAUCCUUUAAGAAGUUCUGGUUGAUGGAACAGUUUCUAAAUCUCAACACUUUAAAAAUAAUGAUCACAACAAACAAAACACGUCUGUUUUUACUCAGAAUGCCUUCUGAGGCUCAGGAGCCUCGGGACAGAGGACCGCCCCCUCCCGUCACGCGGGCAGGACGCAGUGCUCAGCUAGCCAAAGCUGUUGUUUCAAGCCCCGCCCCCGAGAGGCGGCCUCGUGGGCGGCCAAGGAAGGAUGGAGGCAACGGGCGCUCAGCUCCUCCCACCCCAUCUCCUCCUCUUCCUCCGCCUCCCCCGCCACCAAACUCCAAGAAGAAGGGCCGGAGCCGGGGGCGGGCUCAGGUGGAGGAUGAAGAAAGCACCGAUGCUGCGGAGAAGAGGCGGA